AUGGGCGGCGAAAAUAUCGUGGGACGUGACUGGACCGGACUUAAGGCCGGUCACGUUGUCUCCGCCGUUCCUCUGGAACUUUCUGGAGAGCUUUCAGCCGCGCGUGACUACCGCACGCGACUCGCUAAAUCGGUAACAGGAAUAGACUGGCCGCGUGCCAGGCACGCGCUGCAAGCGGAAAUGACGCCGAAAGCUAGCCCGGACGGACGUUGUCGACGCCGAUGUCGCGGCAGUUGCGGUGCGGAUGGAUGGGAAUGGGCAGGUGAACCGCCGUACAAAUUGGUAACGUUGUUCUCUUUACAUCUUCUUCUUGGGGGUGGCCCUAUCCUAUCGGAUGUCGGCGACCACCACACGGAACUCUUCUCUAUUCUGCGCCAGUCUACAAACACUGACGGCGUCCUUGAUGUCUGUCCAUUUUUUCACUUUACAACUUUCACG
Molecule: messenger RNA, 438 nt
Organism: Iphiclides podalirius (scarce swallowtail)
Lineage: Eukaryota; Metazoa; Arthropoda; Insecta; Lepidoptera; Papilionidae
Source: the annotation of a GenBank genome assembly